Messenger RNA from Chaetura pelagica (chimney swift), 1587 nucleotides. RefSeq names its product pancreatic alpha-amylase-like. NCBI's taxonomy places the organism in Eukaryota, Metazoa, Chordata, Aves, Apodiformes, Apodidae. The record is from RefSeq and is a predicted model, not a curated record. The transcript is spliced from 10 exons. Gene Ontology annotation, biological process: carbohydrate metabolic process. Bases 49 to 1587 code for a protein of 512 amino acids. Gene Ontology annotation, molecular function: alpha-amylase activity; cation binding.
GAACAGAAAUAGGCAGUAAGAAGAACACAGCUGAUCACAGAGCACGGGAUGGGUAUCUAUUUCCUUCUGUUAAUUAUAGGGCUGUGCUGGGCACAGUACAACCCUAAUACUCUCCCUGGGAGGACGUCAAUUGUACAUCUCUUUGAAUGGCGCUGGGCUGAUAUUGCUCUUGAGUGUGAACGCUAUUUAGCUCCUAAUGGAUUUGGAGGAGUUCAGAUUUCACCUCCAAAUGAAAAUGUUAUCAUUACUGACCCUAAGCAACCAUGGUGGGACAGAUACCAGCCUGUCAGCUAUAAGCUGUGCACGCGUUCUGGAAAUGAAACUGAAUUUAGAGACAUGGUGACCAGGUGCAACAAUGCUGGAGUACAUAUUUAUGUGGAUUCAGUAAUCAACCAUAUGUGUGGAGCUAGUGCUGGUGCUGGUGACCAUGCUACUUGUGGAAGCUAUUUCAAUGCAAAGACUGAAGAUUUUCCAGCUGUGCCAUAUUCUGGCUGGGACUUUAAUGAUGGUAAAUGUAAAUCUAGAAGUGGAGACAUUGAGAAUUAUCAUGAUAAAUCGCAGGUCCGGGACUGCCGCUUGGUUGGCCUUCUGGAUCUGGCCCUGGAGAAGGACUAUGUGCGCUCAAAAGUUGCUGAGUACAUGAACUACCUGAUUGAUACUGGUGUGGCAGGCUUCAGAAUUGAUGCUGCCAAGCAUAUGUGGCCUGAUGAUGUGAAGGCAAUUUUGGACAAGCUUAAAGAUCUAAAUACUACAUGGUUUCCGGCAGGAACAAAACCUUUUAUUUACCAGGAGGUUAUUGACUUGGGUGGAGAGCCCAUCAAGGGCAGUGACUACUUUGGAAACGGCCGAGUGACAGAGUUCAAAUACGGUGCAAAACUGGGGACAGUGAUCCGCAAGUGGAACGGAGAAAAGAUGGCCUACUUGAAGAACUGGGGAGAAGGCUGGGGCUUUAUGCCUUCUGACAGAGCCCUGGUUUUUGUGGAUAAUCAUGACAACCAGCGUGGACACGGGGCUGGUGGAUCUUCCAUUCUAACCUUCUGGGAUGCCAGACUUUAUAAAAUGGCAGUUGGUUUCAUGCUUGCUCAUCCAUACGGGUUCACACGUGUGAUGUCAAGUUUUCGCUGGCCAAGAUAUUUUGAAAACGGACGGGAUGUCAACGACUGGGUUGGACCACCGAGUGACUCGGAUGGAUCCAUAAAGCCUGUGACAAUCAAUCCAGACACUACCUGUGGCAACGACUGGGUUUGUGAACAUCGCUGGCGUCAAAUCAAAAACAUGGUUAUCUUCCGUAACGUGGUGGACGGUCAGCCUUUCUCCAACUGGUGGGACAACAACAGCAAUCAAGUAGCCUUUGGCCGUGGCAACAAAGGCUUCAUCAUUUUCAAUAACGAUGACUGGGACAUGAACGUCUAUUUGCAAACGGGACUGCCUGCUGGUACCUACUGUGAUGUUAUUUCUGGACAAAAGGAGGGUGACAAAUGUACUGGAAAACAGGUGUACGUUUCUCGUGACGGAAUGGCUAAUUUCCAGAUCAGCAGCAGUGCUGAAGACCCAUUUGUUGCAAUUCACGUUAACGCCAAAUUAUAA